UGGUAGUGCUUGGAUUUUUGUGGCUAGGUGGCUAAUCCAGCUCAUUGUGCUCUCCUGAAGUUCCUGCUUCUACGUUCAUGCGAACCCUACUGUGGAUUUAUUAGAUCGUGGAUUUUGGAAGGUAGCAUUACUGAUCCUUUUAAAGAGUUCAUCGUGGAAAAUGUGAAAGAGCAACCUGAUCAUGAGCCGGGUAACAUUGGAAUCUCUAAUGACUUCCCAUUAGCAAGUGUUAGGGUGAGAGAGGGAGUUUUACCUUCAUUUUUGGAGGAGUGUUUGCUUCCCCUUUUCCGAGCAGGUUACUUUGGAGUCAUGUCAACAGCUUCAAAUAAUAAUGAAGUUACUUGAGUUCUGUAAUACUUUUGGACCAUUUAAUGGUAUUCAUGAAGAGUUCCUUCCUGGAAUCCAUGGAUUUUCAAGUGAAUUCCCAAGCUUCAGAUCUUCCUUGUUAUUUGAGAAAGGAGCUAUUGAGACAAUGGUAGUUUCAAGAAACAGUUAUUACCAAAGGAUGCUGGAGAAAAUUGACAACGUUUUCACUAAAUCAGAAUUCAGAUUUCGGGAGAUAUCUCUGCAAGGCAUGCAACUUAGAUAUGCAAACCAUACCAGGAAUUUGGACUUUCCUGUGGUGCUUUCAACUAGUGACAAUUUGGAUGAAUAUUCAAUUGAUACCGGAGACCAAACUUUGUAAGUGUGCGCGUUUAUAUGCUUCAUUGCAUGUCCCAUGUGCUUGUCAUUUUUUCCUCCAUGCAAAACUGUCUGCAAUCUGAUUUUUUGGUUAUUGUUUAUCUACUAUGUAUCCAUCAUUUUUCUCUACAGCUUUUGUGCUGUGACUAUAGGGAGCAAAAAUUGCAUGAUUUGAAAUAUGGAAUUCUGAAGAAAUAAAUAAAUAAUAUACUCUUC
Molecule: messenger RNA, 897 nt
Organism: Lycium ferocissimum
Lineage: Eukaryota; Viridiplantae; Streptophyta; Magnoliopsida; Solanales; Solanaceae
Exons: 3
Coding region: 332-685 (117 amino acids)
Source: RefSeq, a predicted model, not a curated record